This is a messenger RNA of Pneumocystis carinii B80, 1817 nucleotides long. RefSeq lists its product as hypothetical. The transcript has 4 exons. The record is from RefSeq and is a predicted model, not a curated record. The coding region runs from base 46 to 1773 and encodes 575 amino acids. Gene Ontology annotation, molecular function: RNA polymerase II cis-regulatory region sequence-specific DNA binding; DNA-binding transcription factor activity, RNA polymerase II-specific; protein binding. Lineage: Eukaryota; Fungi; Ascomycota; Pneumocystomycetes; Pneumocystales; Pneumocystaceae. Gene Ontology annotation, biological process: regulation of transcription by RNA polymerase II.
UUUGGAAUGUAUUUCUGCAUAUAUUUUUUUUAGAAAGCAGGAAAAAUGACUAUAAAUACAUUUGAAAUGCAGAGUAAAAAUUCUUUAGAUAUUAUGACAAAGAAUGAAGAUACUAGCAUCAUAGAGUCUCAACAAUCACGAAAUGUACAGGCUUAUGCAAAAUUAGAAUUUGAAGCGUUUAGUUUUUAUAUUCAGACAUUACAGGUUAUUAUAGGACGCAAGGUAAAUAAACUGGAUCAGGUUGAUGUUCAUAUUGGAUCUACAAAAGCUAUUUCUCGUCAGCAUGCAAAGUUAUUUUAUGACUUUACUUCUCAACGGUUUGAAAUUUUUGUAAUGGGCAAGAAUGGUGCCUUUAUAAAUGAAGAAUUUGUAGAAUGCGGACAAACUAUUCCAUUAUAUGAUAAGACAAAAAUUCAAAUUGGUAAAGUACUUUUUACAUUUUUACUUCCAAAAUCUACAGGAAAAGAGAAUAUUGAAAACGGAAAUAUUAGAGAAAAUCAAGGGAUUGAAAAAUUAGAAUUUCCUCAGGAUAUCUCUUUACUUUCAAAUGGCGUUUCAACUGACCAGUCUCUCGUAACAUGUCCUAAUAUAAAUUUGAAAAUAGGUCUUAUUAAAACGGACGAACCAGAUAUCCUAUCAAUACCCUCAAAAGUUUUGGAUAAUGAGGCAUCGAAUGCCGUGAACAGCACUUUUCAUGAUGAAUCUUUACUUUCUCAUACUGAAUCAUUUAACGUUUCUAUGAAGGAGCAUAGUAAGCCAAAUUUAUCCUAUGCAUCAUUGAUUGCACAGGCUAUUCUAUCAUCUCCUUCUAAAAAAAUGACACUCUCUGAUAUUUAUGAAUGGAUUACUGAUACAUACAAAUAUUAUAAAUAUGCCCAAAAUGGCUGGCAGAAUUCUAUUCGACAUAGCUUAUCUCUUAAUAAAGCAUUUAAGAAAGUAUCUAGAAAGGAUGGCGAGCCAGGAAAGGGUUCCUUUUGGAUGAUAAAUUCUGAAUAUCAAUGUCAAUUUGAGGAUGGUAUUUAUAAACGAAAUCGAAAAGGCAUAGUUUCUUCCUAUCAACAUUCAACAACACCUUCCAUUACGGCAGAUGAAACUUCAAGGUCUUCAACAGAUUCAAUUCCUAUUGUUAUUAUGCAAGAUGGUCAGUUAGCAUUAAAUCCUGAAUAUUUUAAUACUGUUAACGAUAAUAAUGAUUCUAAUAAAAUACAAAUUGUUCAAGCAAUUGUUUUUUUGCAAAGAUAUAUUAUAACUCAACUUGGUCCUCAUGCUAAAAUCCCUCAAAAUGCAGCAGCUAUUGCAAAUGCGUUAAUUGUCGCAUUAGACCAACAACUUCAGAAAUAUCAAAGUCAUAAAAAUUUUAUUUCUAAUAUUUUUAAAAAUCUUACUUUUUUAUUACCUAAUACUAAUGAAAAAAUGCAUACAUCAUUAAAUGAAUUUUCUACGGAAAAUAAACAAUAUAUAGCCAACACAUCUACGUCUUUGGAAUUUAUGACUCAGAUACCUAAAAGCUCCGAAGUUUCUAAGGAAAUAUUAAAUUCAUCUAUUAAUCAGUCGUACUCUUUCAAUAAUAAAUUGGUGUCAAAAGAAUUAUAUCCUAUACAAGUUCCUCCUCCUCCGCCAUACUAUUCAAAACCGCUGGAAUCCAAUACUGAAAAUAAUUUAUCAUUAAAUUCAAUAAAAAAAAAAAAGCAUCAGUUUUUGUCUUCUGAAAGUUAUUCAAUAAAUUCAGAAUCUACCCAUAGGCAAGGACUUAAACGACCGCAUGAAGGAUAGAGAAUAUCUAUGUUUUAUAGGCAGGAAAAAUAUUAUCAGUAAAU